UCUGCUCCCACCUAUCUGCGCACUAGAUCUUGUCGCACUGCUGCAGUUGCCGCAUUCGUCUUUCUGCGGGCACUGCGGAGGCUGUUGCUUGCCUGCUCUCUCUGUCUUGAUGAUGGCUGCAUCCUCGGCUGCCGAGAAGGAGAAGGAGCGACCUGGAUCGGUCAGCAUCGCCAGCAUUCCCGGCAACACCACGCGGGAGAAGCUGCUGUCUGUGCUGGAGGACCUGGAGGUGCUGUCGAGGGAACUUAUAGAGAAUCUGGCAAUUUCAAGAAGCCAAAAGUUGCUACAGCCUGGAGAAGAAAACCAGCAUUUUAAGAUUAUAGAAUUGUUAAUUCAUAGAGAUGGGGAGUUUCAAGAACUAAUGAAAUUGGCACUUGAACAAGGAAAAGUCCAUCAUGAAAUGCAACUACUAGAAAAAGAAGUAGAGAAGAGAGAUAGUGACAUUCAACAAUUACAGAAACAGCUGAAGGAAGCAGAGCAGAUAUUGGCAACAGCUGUUUAUCAAGCAAAAGAAAAACUCAAAUCCAUAGAUAAAGCAAGAAAAGGUGCCAUCUCGUCUGAAGAAAUAAUUAAGUAUGCACAUAGGAUCAGUGCAAGCAAUGCAGUGUGUGCCCCAUUAACGUGGGUCCCAGGGGAUCCACGGAGACCAUACCCAACUGAUUUAGAGAUGAGAAGUGGAUUGUUGGGACAGAUGAAUAAUCCAUCCACUAAUGGUGUGAAUGGCCAUUUACCAGGGGAUGCACUUGCAGCAGGCAGGUUGCCAGAUGUUCUUGCUCCACAAUACCCCUGGCAGUCAAGUGACAUGUCAGUUAACAUGUUGCCUCCAAAUCACAGCAAUGACUUCAUGUUGGAGCCACCUGGACACAAUAAGGAAAAUGAAGAUGAUGUUGAAGUUAUGUCAACAGACUCCUCAAGUAGCAGCAGUGACUCUGAUUAAGAGCCAUGCCAGAGAAAAAUGUACUACAUCUGAUCACAGAAAUACUGAAACAAGCAUGCAGAACCAAAAACUUGUAACAGUUGUCUAUUGUGUAAAUGUUCAGCCUGUUCAGUACCUCCGUGGACUUUGUUUUCAUAAUCAAAAUCAUGAUCUAACCUCACCAGAACAAAGUUUAAUAAAUUAUUACAGUGGUUGGUGUGACUUUUAUUAUUGAAGUAAAUUUUUCAGUUUUGUGGAGAAUAUGCCUUAGGAGCUGUCUUUUCCAGACCUGUUCCAGUUAUAUUGGACUAAUGUAACUGGAUAGGAGGCUGUAGAAAAAUGAAUGACACUUAGGUGUCUUGCUAACAGCUCUACUAUCCUAUAGAUGUGUGAAUGUAUCACGUUUUAAAGAUAUAACCAAACAUCUCAUUUGAAAGCAAAGUUUACUUAUUAUCUUUUGCUUGAAAAUUGUAUUUAAUUACUGUCUCAAAGGUUCAGUAAUGAAGUGUUUCAUGUGUAAUAACCGUAAAUGUUUUUGUAAAUAAACAUCAUUGUACGUUAUAAACAGUGAUUUCAAUGAAAGAUGAGGAAUUAUUUCUGGUGGAAAAUAUCUUAUUCUGAAUAUUGAUCAUAGUUUUGUAACAAGAAGGGAAUAUUGGCACAUUCUGGGCAUGGACAGGUUAGGAAGGGGAAUAAAUAGCUUGUUGCAGAAGUAUAGAAACAGGAGAUCAAAUGUAGGUGUAAUAUCUCCUAGGGCCCUGAUCCAUGCAAGUGAGGCUAGUUUUUCCUUAAAAGGUAUUGAAACCCUACUUGAGACUUCAAGGCAUAGACAAGACACUUGGUGGCCAAGGAACAAAAGUCAGCAUGCCAGGGGUCAGGAGCUUCUUCCUCAGGUUUUUGACUUGUAGAGCACCAUGACUGACAGAACAGGGAAGUUGCACUCAACUGAAUAAAUGCUGUAUCCAUGCUGAAUAUUCUCUCCAUGCUAUGGCUAACUAAACUUCCUUUGGUUAAUUGUUAUAUGGUCUAGAACAUCUCAUUUUGUUCCAGUCCCAAACCUGAACCUCCAGAUUAGCCAGUCAGACAUGCCCUACGGUAUGAGGAAAAUUAAUAUUAUGCUGUAUUCUUUAAUGACCAAUAUUACUCUGUGAUCCAUCUUUUUCCUAAUUUUGUCAUGCCCCACUUCUGAAAGGAGGCAGUGAUUGAGUAAUGGGAUCACUCCCAGCCUCCAACGCAUUGGCUAGUUAACCAGCUUGGACUGGGCCCCUCCCUAGUGGGGACCAUCUCUUCAGUUUGCCCCAAGACAUAGAACCACUUUGAGUUAGGCCCUCUCUAAGGGACAAGUCUCCUGUCCUUGCUUUCUAAUCAAAGUUAGGGGUGGCUUGGUCUACAUGGGGGAGACCAAACUAGGGAACAAACCUCAUUGAGAUGCUUUUUGCUUUCCUGGCCAAGAUUUCUGUAAGCAACUGGGUCUCAUAAAGUAAUUAGCAUUCCUUGUCUGGGAGGGGCUUUUAAUGAGCCACAUCAGAGGCCACCCCAUUUUCUCUUGCUGCAGACUAAUCCUAUCACAUAAGGAUUAGUCCUGCCCCACAAGGAUGAAUAGGGAGGAGCUGAAAACACUAGGCCCACUUCCUCAUUAAAACAUCUGCCAAUCAAUUGGGAUAGCCUUGCAUUUGGCAGGGGAGGUCCCGAUGAUGUACUGUCAGGCCUAUCAGAAGGAAGACACCGGGUUUAAAAGGCCCUGCUGGCCUUUACUCUGGAUUUUUGACAAAAAUGAAAGCAGGCCAUGGACCCCUUUACCAGGUUGCAUGCCCCUAUUAAUAAAUGAGAUCUUGCAUGGAUAGUUGACUCAGUUUACCUUUUUGUUAAAUUUCACUUGAGACAGACUGUUGCCAUAGUCAUUAGGAUUGGAUAGGAUGAGCUUGUGGCAGAAUUGUGAUUCCCCAGGUGGCUUCCAUGAUUCUGGCAGUGCUGCAUACUGUGAGGCAUCCCUAAUUGACCCAUGACUGUUAAGGAGCAAUUUGUGGAUAUUCAGCAACUAGACAGAUGUGAAUGUGCCCAGCAUUUGUGAAUGUGCCCAGCACCAAUGAAUGCUGUCAACUUAUUUGUAUAAUUUUCAGUUUUUGUACUUGAGUAGUGUGAUCUGCUAGCCCACUGUCUUAUGGGCUAGGAGUUGGGUUUAUUUACUUCUCUGACAUGAAUUUUGGGACUGCCAAAAAUACGAAAUGAUCUACUUGUGAUUUUUUUUCAUAUGGCGCUUGUGGGGGGGUUGGGGGUGACCAUUGAGAAUUGUGCCACAUGGACUGUGUUGGAACUCUUUGAUGUAAGACUCUAGGAGAGGCACUUCAGUGUAGAAGAAAAACUCAUUACUUGUUUGGCACAAAUCAGUCAAAAAUAUUAAUUAAAUUAAGUCCAAGCAUC
Messenger RNA from Dromiciops gliroides (monito del monte), 3337 nucleotides. It is a transcript of the gene MED4, whose product is annotated as mediator complex subunit 4. The record is from RefSeq and is a predicted model, not a curated record. Gene Ontology annotation, cellular component: mediator complex; core mediator complex. NCBI's taxonomy places the organism in Eukaryota, Metazoa, Chordata, Mammalia, Microbiotheria, Microbiotheriidae. The transcript is spliced from 8 exons. Bases 110 to 937 code for a protein of 275 amino acids. Gene Ontology annotation, molecular function: transcription coregulator activity. Gene Ontology annotation, biological process: regulation of transcription by RNA polymerase II.